Molecule: messenger RNA, 1647 nt
Organism: Penicillium taxi
Lineage: Eukaryota; Fungi; Ascomycota; Eurotiomycetes; Eurotiales; Aspergillaceae
Product: glycoside hydrolase family 125 protein
Exons: 3
Coding region: 1-1647 (548 amino acids)
Biological process (GO): carbohydrate metabolic process
Source: RefSeq, a predicted model, not a curated record
AUGGUGCCUCUUUUCCCUCUCAAUCUUAACUCGCCUGGCAUGUCUUUCUCCGCACUCCUUGCGGCUAUUCCACUUCUAAGUCUUGCAAGUGCUACGCCUGGCGAUAGUCCUGCGAUCCUGCGACGCGCAUGUCCGGAGUACACCUCGUACGCCUCGACGCCGCAUGCUCCGUAUAGUGGCGGUCCCUUGAACCUCCCAUACCAGCGUCCUGCCCUAGCAUGCCGCACCUUUUCAUCACCGGCAGUUGAGCAGGUCAUCGAAGAUGUGACGUCGCGCCUGGUCGACAAGGACCUUGCCCAAUUAUUCCGAAAUGCCUACCCCAACACUUUGGACACAACAAUAAGGUGGCACACGAAUGGCACAAGUUCGGCUGCAACUCGGAAGAGGAACAAACGCGACACCUCGGACUGGAGCGGCACGCACACCUUUGUCGUGACGGGUGACAUAAAUGCGGAGUGGCUCCGCGACUCGACUAGGCAGCUCACCAACUAUCAGGCGCUGGCCGCCAGUGACAAGAGUCUGUAUGACCUUAUCAUUGGAGCGAUUCAUACGCAAGCCGAAUUCGUGAUCCAGUCUCCAUACUGCAAUGCCUUUCAACCGCCCUCUGUGAGUGGCAUUAAACCCGAGGAAAGCAGUCAAAGUGACAAUGUGCACCCAACCUACGACAAAUCGUUCGUCUACGAAUGCAAGUAUGAACUGGACUCACUGGCACAUUUCCUUUUGCUGGCGACUGAAUUCCAUGAGAGCACCGGAUCCAUUGAAUUUUUGAACGACCGCUGGUUCAAGGCUCUGGACACAGUCCUUCGGGUCAUUAAUGCACAAUCACAGCCCUCUUUUAACUCGAAGAAUCAGUUCGUUACUAACCAAUAUACCUUCCAGCGUCAGACUAAUAUUGGUACUGAGACCUUGGCUUUGAGUGGUGUUGGCAACCCACUUAAUAGCGGCACUGGUCUCAUUCGCAGCGCUUUCCGCCCUAGCGAUGAUGCUGCCAUCUUCGGAUACUUUAUUCCACCCAAUGCUAUGAUGUCUGUUGAACUUCAGAAGAUUGCUGGUAUAAUUGAAAAGGCUGGUGGUCACGAUAGCCUCAUCAAGGAACUAAAACAGCGGGGCAAGGAUCUGGCUGCCGCAGUCCGCGAGCAUGGCAUCGUACACCAUGUCAAAUACGGCGAUGUCUACGCUUUUGAAGUGGAUGGCUACGGAUCUCGUACAAUCAUGGACGAUGCAAACAUUCCAUCGCUCUUAGCUCUUCCAUACCUGGGCUUCGUGAGCCAAACCGAUGAAGUCUACCAAAAUACCCGUAAGAUGAUCACCGAAAAGUCUGGUAACCCUUAUUACCUAGAAGGUCCCGCCUUCCAUGGGAUUGGCGGUCCACAUAUCGGACUACAAAAUGCCUGGCCCAUGUCACUCCUCGUGCAAGCGAUGACUUCCAACAACGACUCGGAGAUUUUAGAGUGUAUCGAGCUUGUCCGAAACUCAAGUCUUCUUGGCCUAGUGCACGAGUCUAUUGAUGUCACUAAUAUCAAAGUAUAUACCCGCCCUUGGUUCGCGUGGGCCAACUCGGUCUUCGCGCAGACUAUUCUGAAGAUCGCGGCGGAGAGACCUCAUUUGAUCUUUGGGGAGAAUGUAGAGCCAUACGUUGUUUCAUAA